GAAAAAUGAUUUCUCCAGAAACUCUUCGACUCGUUCCCGAACUCGAACGAGGAAAGGAGAGGCCACGAAGAUGAAGCCGAACUGGAGAGACAAGGCUCUGUAUCCGAUCCUCGGCGGAGCCACCGUCCUCCUCAUCCUCUAUCUCAACUUCGACGAACCCAGCUUCGCCUUCCCGGUUCUAUGGCUCCCGAAGAUGGGCUUCGUAGGGACGAACUCGACCCGGUUCGUGGUGGUCGAGGACGGCGGCGGCGGCGGAGGAGGGGCGGGUCGAGCCCAGUCGGCGGUGUACGUCAACGGGUGGAAUUCGUACUGGUUGAUGGAGGAGAGCGUGUGGGGCGGGCCGUCGAGGGGGAGGGUGUCGGAGAUGAUGAGGCGAGGGGCCGGGAUGGGGAUGACGGUGUGCCGGACGUGGGCGUUCAGCGACGGCGACGGGCCCAACGCGCUGCAGAGGUCGCCGGGCGUUUUCGACGAGAGGGUGUUCAGGGGAUUAGAUUAUGUAAUUGUUGAAGCUCAGAGGAAUCGGGUGCGAGUAAUCCUGAGCUUAGUCAACAAUUUGAAUGCAUUUGGUGGUAAAGCACAGUAUAUCAGAUGGGCACAAGAAGCUGGAGAGAAUGUCUCUUCAUCGGCAGAUUCGUUUUUCUCGCAUCCCACAAUAAAGGAGUACUACAAGGCUUAUGUCAAGGCGGUAGUAACAAGAAAAAACUCUAUGACUGGAGUUCAUUAUUUUGAUGAACCAGCUAUUUUUGCUUGGGAGCUAAUGAAUGAACCUCGUGGUGUAUCUGGGUCAUCUGCUCCACUUCUUCAGUCUUGGAUCACCGAGAUGGCUGCAUAUAUCAAGAGCUUAGACCAAAGACACCUCAUUACCAUUGGAGUUGAGGGAUUUUAUGGGUUGCAAAGACAAGAAAAAAAUGCAGUUAAUCCUGGGGAAUGGGCCUCUUCACUUGGAACAGAUUUCCUUAACAACUCAGCAAUUCACAACAUUGAUUUUGCUUCUGUCCAUGCAUAUCCCGAUAGUUGGAUCCCGGAGGCCAGUUUGGAUGAAAAAGUGAAAUAUCUUUCGCAGUGGGUGGAUUCUCACAUACAUGAUGGGGACGAAAUACUGAAGAAACCGGUUCUUUUCACAGAAGUUGGGUCAUCAUUGCAUAAGAAUCAACAAGAGUUACAUCAAAGAGAUAUAUUCUUGAAGAUGGUUUAUGACAAAAUAUAUGAAUCAGCAAAGAAGAGGCAAGCUGGAGCUGGAGCCUUGAUUUGGCAAUUGUUAGUAGAUGAUACGCAGGGUUACGCUGACCAGUUUUCGUUCGUGGCCUGGAAUCACCUCUCGACCUAUAAGUUGAUCAUAGAACAAUCAUGUAGGCUGAGGAGAAUGUUUGUGAAAGAAGAGAUGAAUAGAAAAUAUCGCCAUAAUGAUCCAUGUCCCUCCAUUGGAUCUUGACGGCUAUUAUGUAUGAGUUGAAGCCAGUUGAAAUACCAUUUGAAUUUUGAGCGAGAGGGAUGAAUUUGGAUGAGUUGCUGCAAUUGUGUUUGUGUUCAUGAAAUUGUGGGAAGAGAGGUGAAGAGGCACAAGUGCAAUGAUGCUUCUUCAUUGUGAAUGCCGAUGCCGGGGAAGUGAGAAAUUGUGUGAUUUGAGAUUGUCGGAUUAAAAGGGCAACACAAUUGAGGAGUUCCUUCUAGAAGUUCAAAAAUCGCGGUUCCUCACUUUUGUAAUUGCGAGGUUGCAUCUCUUCUGCCCCACAUUGAUUCAAAUUUAUGCUGGAAAUCUUUCAUUCACAGGUUGAUCCAACACUUGUACCCCCAAGUCAAACGUUAGUGAUUAUUGUAGUGUUCAUUCCCGUCCCAGUUGAUAGGCCUUUUCAUUUCUGUGUCGCCAACAGUUUGAGUGACAUACUGAAGUUGUAUAUUGAUAUAUCAUAAAUACUUUAUUUACUAUUAAAUGAAAUCAUCUGUCACUUGUUUCUUGAGUU
Molecule: messenger RNA, 1961 nt
Organism: Eucalyptus grandis
Lineage: Eukaryota; Viridiplantae; Streptophyta; Magnoliopsida; Myrtales; Myrtaceae
Product: mannan endo-1,4-beta-mannosidase 6
Exons: 5
Coding region: 71-1432 (453 amino acids)
Molecular function (GO): hydrolase activity, hydrolyzing O-glycosyl compounds
Source: RefSeq, a predicted model, not a curated record